Molecule: messenger RNA, 624 nt
Organism: Cordyceps militaris CM01
Lineage: Eukaryota; Fungi; Ascomycota; Sordariomycetes; Hypocreales; Cordycipitaceae
Exons: 1
Coding region: 1-624 (207 amino acids)
Source: RefSeq, a predicted model, not a curated record
AUGACCGUCUCAGUGACAUUGGUCACUAUCCUGGUCAUCAUGGCACGCAUGCUCUACAUGCAAUUCUUCAGUGCCAGAAGACACCUCAACCCCGAAGAAUGGUGUAUCAUUGUUGCCGCGACCAUUGGCCUCCCAAGCGCCUGCAUCAACGUCUUUGCUCUCGUCCCCAGCGGCAUGAGCAAGGACGUCUGGGGCCUGCACCCCGCCGGCCUGGUGGCGACGGCGCGCUACUUCUUCAUCGUCUCCAUCACGUACGUGGUGCUCAUGAUGCUGGUCAAGCUCAGCUUGACAUUCUUCUACCUCAGCAUCUUCACCGGGCGCAUACGCUACCUGCUCUGGGCCACAAUCGCCUUUCAUGUCGUCACAGCGACGACGUACUUGCUGGGUGUCGUGUUCCAGUGCAUACCAACCGCCUACACGUGGGAAAAGUCCAACUUUGCCAGUACGAACCCGGUGCAAGGGCACUGCCUCGACCUCAACACAGCGGGCUGGGCCAACAGUGCCGUCAGUGUGGCGGCGGACCUUUGGCUCCUGUCGCUUCCCCUCAGUCAAGUCCACAAGCUGCGCCUCACUUGGAAGAAAAAGGUCGGGGCUGCUCUCAUGUUUAUGACAGGCACAAUGUGA